Messenger RNA from Adineta ricciae, 3789 nucleotides. The record is from the annotation of a GenBank genome assembly. NCBI's taxonomy places the organism in Eukaryota, Metazoa, Rotifera, Eurotatoria, Adinetida, Adinetidae.
AUGAGUGAAUCAACGCUAAAUAAUUUUGAUGGAAUUCCUCAAUAUGCUCAAAUGAUGCAUUCGACAAACGUCGAUAGUCAUUCGAAAUCCAUGACUAUCAUUGUACAAAAUCCAUUUGAUGAUCCAGCGAAUAACAUAUCCAAUUCUCGUGCUCACACUUCACAUCCAGUUCGUUUUAACCAAGAAUUGCUGAAUAAUUUUAAUAUUAAUGUUCCCAUAACAAGACAACCCGAUCACAUGUCAUCGUCGAAUUCGAUUUCAACAACCUCGUUGAUACCACUCCCCACACCCAUUCCUAAUAACUUAGGUGUUAACAUGCAUCAUAUGAAUCAAGCAUCGAUAACACCAACUAUGAUCGGGACAUACCCUCCACAUCAGUCAUCACCGCACAGCAAUUUCGACAAUCAUCAUAUGUCAUCAACUGGAAUCCAUAGUAAUAAUCCUCGAUUCGUUAUUGGAAAAGUCAAUCCAUACAAUGGGGCAGUUCCGAAUCAUUUACGAUAUCCAACGAUGAUGCCGCCUCAGGCAUAUCGACAUCAGAUGAUGAAACCAAGAAUGAUGGCAGCGAGUACUUACGGACAAAUGAUACCACAGUCACGACCAUCGCAACAGCAGCAACAACAACAACAACAACCGAUCGCUUAUGAUCCCAAUGCUGUUUAUGGGAUGAAUGGACAGCAACAACAAGUUCAUCACGUACUUCCAGAUGAUAAUAUUCUCAAGUCGUUGUUACAGCCGUCGGAGACAGAUAUAAAACCGCAUCCUCCAGUCAAUUGUCACAAUCAAAGUUUUCCACCCGUUCCUAAACCAAGAAAAAAGCGUAAAGGAAACGAUUUCAAUACGUCGUGUGAAGAUGAUAUACCAGCCAAAGUACAAAAACGUAAAAAAAAAGGUGCCAAAGAAACAGAGAAAUUCGUUGAAUACUCCUUACAACAAUUACGUAAUCUACCAAUGUUGACUCCUGUUGAACCAUUAAUAGAUGUUAGCAAUGAACUGUGUCUGUCAGUAAAUUUUUCUAGCACAAAAAAGUAUUCAUUUCAAGGCGAAUUUGGUGAUGUUUUUCUCGACGAUAUCACCGAUUAUUAUCGUCCGCAUCGACGAGCGCCACCCAAGCCGAUAAAAGCAUCUCCACUCGAACGACGUUAUCGUUUAUGUUCGAAUGUACUCGAUCGACCACCGUGCUUACCUUCGCCACCAUUACAGAUAAAUACAUCGGAAAAGCUAUCUGUAUUGAUAAACGAAAAUAGUAAUCUCUGCGGUGACGAAAGUAUUGUUUCAACAUCAACAAUAGCGGACGAUGAAGAUCUAAUGAAUGACAUUCAAACAGAAAAUCAUUAUUUGCUUGAGACAUUAUCCAAUAAUGAUUUUCGAGCAUUAAGUCCCGUGUUUAUCCCAAAUGAAACUCAAUCAUCAAUGAUGCCGGACAUUCUAUCAAGUGAAAACGACCAGCCAUUAGUCGAAGGAUCAGAAAAAGUGUCAGUGACAUUAACAUUGACGACUGAGGCUGCAAACAAUGUACAAAGUGUCAUCGCUGCUGUUGCUGACCUGCUCAAAAUGGCGUAUCCACCACCAUUUGACGUUCAUCAAACCUUGAAUAGUAAUACUCACAAUUGUACAUGUUCAUCCGCACCAAACUCGAAUAAUAUCCUAUCUCUUUCUUCACAAACUCCUCUGAUUAGUCGUGCUCCAUCAAUUUAUAAAAUCGGUCGUGAAACGAGUACAAGUAUUCAAUCUCUAAUCGAUAGUCAACCGAAAAUCUGUCGCAAUUGUUCGCAAAAUUUAACCAAUGAAAACUGGUUGAAGAAGCGUUUCAAUGAACUACCAAAUCAUCUUCGGGAAUCAACGGCGAAUUCCGACCCGUUCAUCUAUUUCUGCCAUGAACAAUGUUUUAAUACGUACGUUACUAGCACAAAUCAGCCAUCACAAAGUAUAAAAUCUGAACCAGUCGACAAGCCAGUGCUUAUAAAGCGAGAAGAAGUUCCAUUUAACGAGUUAAAGGAUACCAAGCGAUGGAAACGAUGGAAUCCGGAGCUGAUACCGCAAACAAUCGUUCAAUCAGUCGAUGAGACUGAAAUUGAUCAAUUAAUAUCAAAGAUUAAAAUUCCAACAGCGUUGGAUAUUAAACAAGACAAACGAAUUUGUGUUUUUUGUAAUAGUACCGGUGAUUUGACGCCGAAUGGACCUGGAAGGUUAUUGAACCUCAAUGUUGGUCAAUGGUGCCAUUUGAAUUGCGCGUUUUGGUCAUCCGAAGUAUACGAAACAUUGAGUGGUGCGUUGAUGUCUGUAGAACAAGCCUUCACACGUGCCCGAAAUACUGAAUGUGUCAUAUGCAAACAGAAAGGAAGCAGUCUGAAUUGUUUUUAUCAACGUUGCCCCAGUACAUAUCAUUUUCAAUGCGCCAUUGAGAAUGAAUGCGUUUUUUACAAAGACAAAACCAUCAUGUGUCCAUUACAUGCGUUGAAAACAGUCCCUGAUGAUCAUAUCUUGCUAGAUAAAUCGAUUCUUCGAAGAAUUUGGAUUGAACGGGAUGAAAUCAAACAGAUUCAGAAUUACAUGACUGAUGAGCAUGAAGACAAGUCGUACAUAUUGCGCAUCGGUAGUCUCAUUCUACACAAUAUCGGUCAGUUAUUGCCUCAUCAGAUUCAAUCAUCUGCAUUUCAUAAUCGAAAUUACAUUUAUCCUGUUGGUUAUAUUGUAACGAGAUUCCAUUGGUCAUUACAUUAUCCCAAUCGUCGAUGUGUUUAUCAAUGUUCAAUCAUUGAUGUUGAUAAUAAGCCAAUGUUUCGAAUAGUUGUACAUGAAAAUGAUCAAACGGAAGAAUAUCUCGAGUCGAGUGCUAAAGCAGUUUGGUAUAAAAUUGUUCGUGAGAUCGAUUUAUUAAGACGUAAAUAUCAUCUUGUGAAAAUGUUUCCAAUAUUUGUCAGCGGCGAAGAUUUAUUUGGAUUGACAGAACCUCACAUCGUUCGUCUUAUUGAAUCAUUGCCAGGAGUAGAAACGUUACCAAAUUAUGCAUUUAAAUACGGCCGAUUACAAUUAUUCGACAUGCCAUUGACAGUCAAUCCAACGGGUUGUGCACGAAGUGAACCUAAAUUACACACGCAUUUUCGACGUCAUGCACAAGCGACGACAAGCUCGCAUGGAAGUCGAAAUGCACUUCCAAGAAGUCUUCUUGGAACUGAAACGAAUCAAGUUCCUUAUGGAAAACAAUUCGUUCUCUCAAAGUCUACACAGUACCGAAAAUUAAAAGCCGAAUGGCGACAAAAUGUUUAUCUAGCUAAAUCACGAAUUCAAGGUUUGGGCCUAUUUGCUGCACGUGAUCUGGAAAAACACACCAUGAUUAUCGAAUACAUUGGUGAAUUGAUUCGUAAUGAAGUCGCUAACAACCGCGAGAAAUUGUACGAAGCACAUAAUCGUGGAAUUUAUAUGUUCCGAUUAGACGAAGAUUGCGUUAUCGAUGCCACAGUGAGUGGCUGUUUAGCUCGGUACGUCAAUCAUUCUUGUGAUCCAAAUGCGUUUACAGAAGUCGUACAAGUGGAGAAGGAAAACAAGAUUGUCAUCAUAGCUAAUCGACGUAUCACGAAAGGUGAAGAGAUCAUGUACGAUUAUAAGUUCGAUUUUGAAGACGAUUCGAAAAUUCCAUGUUUAUGUGGCGCAAUCAAUUGUCUGAUAUCGAUGGCUUGUUUUAUAAGUUCAUUCUCUUAUGAUUUACUCGUCCGUCCUCUAUUCAUCAAUUCAUUACUGUCUACGUACAAAUAUAUUUUUUUGACAAAGAAAAACAAUACAUCAUAG